AUGCGGUCCAAGGGGCCGCUCCAGUCCGUCCAGGUCUUUGGGCGAAAGAAAACUGCCACCGCUGUGGCCCACUGCAAGAGAGGCAAUGGGCUGAUCAAGGUAAACGGAUGCCCACUGGAAAUGAUUGAACCUCGAACCCUGCAGUACAAGCUGUUGUCACCUGUCCUCCUCCUGGGCAAGGAACGGUUUGCUGGCGUAGAUAUCCGGGUCCGAGUGAAAGGAGGAGGCCAUGUCGCUCAGAUUUUUGCUAUCUGGCAGUCCAUCUCCAAAGCCCUGGUGGCCUAUUAUCAGAAAUAUGUGGGGGGUGGCUAG
This is a messenger RNA of Dromiciops gliroides (monito del monte), 312 nucleotides long. Its product is annotated as 40S ribosomal protein S16-like. Gene Ontology annotation, biological process: translation; maturation of SSU-rRNA from tricistronic rRNA transcript (SSU-rRNA, 5.8S rRNA, LSU-rRNA). The transcript has a single exon. The coding region runs from base 1 to 312 and encodes 103 amino acids. The record is from RefSeq and is a predicted model, not a curated record. Lineage: Eukaryota; Metazoa; Chordata; Mammalia; Microbiotheria; Microbiotheriidae. Gene Ontology annotation, cellular component: cytosolic small ribosomal subunit; ribosome. Gene Ontology annotation, molecular function: structural constituent of ribosome; RNA binding.